Molecule: messenger RNA, 1342 nt
Organism: Harpegnathos saltator (Jerdon's jumping ant)
Lineage: Eukaryota; Metazoa; Arthropoda; Insecta; Hymenoptera; Formicidae
Product: NEDD8-conjugating enzyme UBE2F
Exons: 6
Coding region: 376-924 (182 amino acids)
Source: RefSeq, a predicted model, not a curated record
UUCAGCGCGUAGUUAUCAUCGCUCUUCAAUUACUUCUGGGCACUUUGGGCCCCCUUGCUAAUACCAAAAUUUACCCAAGGCUGAUAGUCUUUAAUAUUACCUCGUCGGUGAAAGCGUUUGGUAAUGUUCGAACUUCGACUUGUACGUUAUCGUUUAUAAUUUAAUCGGUUAUUUACGGUGUGCGACUAAAUGUACAAAUAUAAAUUACAUGAUGAAUAAAUCUCAUUUAUUGGAGCUUUAACGUGCGUAACUUAGGUGACAUAUAAACGAAGAUUCUUCAACUCGGCAACGAAAGAAUUUAGCAGAUUGGAGAAGCACUUUCAUAGAAGAAAAAAAUCAAAUUUAACAUUAAUCAAUUUCUUAGCACGGCUUGAUAUGAUUACGUUACGAGGCAAAUUGAAGAAGGAUAGUGAUGUAGCAAAUUCAAAGAAUAGAGAUUUCAAUAAGCGAGUCUCUGUACGUGAUAAAUUACUGGUCAAAGAGGUGCAAGAGAUGGAACAGACGCUGCCAGCUACUUGUCAAGUUUCGUUCAACGAUCCACAUCGACUCCAUGAAUUUACGCUUUUAAUUGUACCAGAUGAAGGAUAUUGGAUCGGUGGUCGUUUCUAUUUUCAAAUUUACAUACCUGAGGAUUACAAUAUGGCGCCACCAAAAGUGAAAUGUCUAACAAAGUUGUGGCAUCCUAAUAUAAGUGAGGAGGGUGAUGUCUGCCUUUCUAUAUUAAGGCAAAGUAGUCUUGAUGGAAUGGGGUGGGCGCCGACUCGCAAGUUGAAAGACGUUGUCUGGGGUUUAAAUUCCCUCUUCACUGACCUCCUAAAUUUUGAUGAUCCUUUGAAUAAGGAUGCAGCAGAUCAAUUUAUUAAGGACAAAGAGUCGUUUCGAACUAAAGUUAGAGAUUAUGUAAUGCAAUAUGCAAAGAGAUGAUCUACAUUGUAACAUUUUAUGUCAAACAAUUAUGAAAUUGAUUGGUUUUGUUCUUUUUCUGGGUGAACAAGUGAUGUGAUUAAAAUUUUCCUUAGGAUAGUACAGGCAAUAGAUAAAAAGUUGCAAAAUUUCUUAUCUAUUGUGACCCUUUAUCUAUUAACUGUACAUGUUUUAUCCUAGUUUCACAAGUUUUGCUAGUCUAUUUUACUGCAGAGAGAUUAUCUUUUUCUGGAUCUGCAUAACUGAAUUAAUGGGUUGUUAUAGCGAAAUUUUGUUAAUGUGUAUACUAAUUAUACCAAUACUGAAUCUAAGAAAAGAGGAUUUUGGAAAUGCAUCACGUGUACAAUAAUGUUUGUCCUCUUCAGAAUAUUGUAAUGCUAACGCGGCAUCUGUAAAUAAAGUCGAUGUUUAAUAAUAU